Messenger RNA from Nymphalis io (European peacock), 321 nucleotides. RefSeq names its product NADH dehydrogenase [ubiquinone] iron-sulfur protein 5 (gene ND-15). Bases 13 to 321 code for a protein of 102 amino acids. NCBI's taxonomy places the organism in Eukaryota, Metazoa, Arthropoda, Insecta, Lepidoptera, Nymphalidae. The record is from RefSeq and is a predicted model, not a curated record. The transcript has 2 exons.
AGUUUUAAAAGUAUGGCUGAUCAAGUGUCGCCAUUUUUACGAACAAUUUUCACGGACAUAACGGGUGGGAUGCUAUCUGACCAGCUGCUAGGUAAAUGUGCUACUCAAGAGAUGGACAUGAUGGACUGCAUCGAAGCUUACGGAUUUGACCGUGGACCCAAGAAAUGUUACGCACUUAUUGAAGAUUUUAAUGAAUGUCAAUCAAAAAGAAAACAGUUCAUGCGAUUCAUGGCUCUACGCAAAGAGCGCGAUCGGCAGAUCGCCUGCGGGCUACUCGAUGAAGAUAACAAGUAUAAAUCGCCAAAAGUUGAUAGUUUCUGA